AUGGGUAAUACUACACAUUGUUCAACAAAACCUUCAUCACCUUCAAAAAGGACUUCACAUAUAUAUAAACUUGAAACAAAUAGUCCAUUACCAACUAAUGUUCAUCAUUACAAAGAACAAAUUCAUUCUCAACCGCUACUUUUUCACUUUACAUGUAAAGAAUCUCAACAUUAUAAAUCACAAAUCAAUGUAAAUACACAACAAACGCCAGUACCUAUGUGUAUUGGUCGUGGGUGGCUUAAAAAACAAGUUAAACGACCAAUAUCACUUGAUCUUGAUCUGGUUAAAACUAUUGUACAACAACCGUCAAUAAACAAUCAUGAACAACUACUUGAAGAGCAGCAACAACCGCUAAAUAAUAUCGGAAAUAGUACAGAAAAAAAAACAGAUAAGGCGGAGAUAUUAGUUGCAAAACAGAUAGUCGACAUGCCGAUAAUGCAAACGGGUAAAUACUUUUCUAAACAACAUACAUAUCCUUGA
Rotaria sordida is the source of this 480-nucleotide messenger RNA. The record is from the annotation of a GenBank genome assembly. NCBI's taxonomy places the organism in Eukaryota, Metazoa, Rotifera, Eurotatoria, Philodinida, Philodinidae.